AUUGUAAUGGUCUAAUUUGGUAACCGUUUAAUUAGUGGUUGUAGAUUAGAAUAUCUCUUUUUGAUAGUUUAGAGAUUGUGACAGUGGCAACACAGUUUUGAAGAUGAAGGACCGAUUGGAACAGUUGAAGGCGAAAAGUGAUGUGGCUGGGGACGAUGUGGAGAUUCCAGUGGAGAACCAAGCCUUUAUGGAUGACUUCUUCGCCCAGAUUGAGGAGAUUCGCAGCAGCAUCGAUAAGAUAGAUGAGAGUGUGGCACAAGCAAAGAAGCUGUACUCUACCAUCCUCUCCGCCCCUACAUCAGAGCAGAAGACGCAAGAUGAUUUGGAGGCAGUCACCAACGACAUCAAGAAAGCAGCCGGCACCGCUCGCAACAAACUAAAGAGUAUCGAGAAGCAACUUGAGACAAACACAGAUGAACGGUCGUCAGCAGACAUGAGGAUUCGGAAGUCUCAGCAUGCCAUCCUGGCCAAGAAGUUUGUGGAGGUGAUGACCAAGUACAACGAGGCUCAGACGGACUUUAGAGACAAGAGCAAAGGCCGCAUCGCCCGGCAGCUGGAGAUCAGUGACGGGAAAAACGACGAGGAGCUGGAGGAGAUGUUGGAAGGAGGGAACGCAGCCGUCUUCACCGCAGGGGUAAUUUGUGUUCAGGCAUAUCAAAGCAGGGCGUUGAAUGAGAUUGAGGCGGGCACAAAGACAUUGUUGAGGCUGGAGAGCAGCAUCAAAGAGCUUCAUGACAUGUUCGUGGACAUUGCUAUGCUGGUGGAGAAACCAGGGCGGUAUGAUUGA
Molecule: messenger RNA, 787 nt
Organism: Salvelinus sp. IW2-2015
Lineage: Eukaryota; Metazoa; Chordata; Actinopteri; Salmoniformes; Salmonidae
Source: RefSeq, a predicted model, not a curated record